Messenger RNA from Cantharellus anzutake, 1929 nucleotides. RefSeq names its product kinase-like domain-containing protein. The coding region runs from base 1 to 1929 and encodes 642 amino acids. Gene Ontology annotation, biological process: peptidyl-threonine phosphorylation; peptidyl-serine phosphorylation. The record is from RefSeq and is a predicted model, not a curated record. Lineage: Eukaryota; Fungi; Basidiomycota; Agaricomycetes; Cantharellales; Hydnaceae. Gene Ontology annotation, molecular function: protein serine/threonine/tyrosine kinase activity; ATP binding; protein serine/threonine kinase activity. The transcript has 6 exons.
AUGGGAUCCAAAGAGCAUUCUUCCUCUCAGUCCUCGCCCGCAUCCCUUUCGAAAGUGUCUCGGCAGCUAGUAGCACCUCCUUCGGCGAAGAAACCCUCACCUAGAGAUUCUGCUGUUGGAUUGCGGAAGUCUUCGGCUCCAGCGACCACUGGUGGUGCAUCUCUUGUGCCAAGCGAGAGUCACUCACGCUUUUCUGGGUUGUCUCCUUCAAAAUCAUUGAAGCUGCUCAGUCCCAGGAUCUCCCUAGCUACCGCCAAAACGUCUCCUUCUACUACACCGGGCACACCUAGCGGCUCGGGGCGGCAAUCUGCUUCCACACCCUCCCCAGCCCCGAGCUCAGCUGACGAUGAAGAAUUGUUGGCGGACGAAGAGAUGGUCCAAUAUAUAAAGCGACAGCAAGCCAGAAAGCUAGCGGCAGGAGCUAAGAAGGAGGAAUUGGAUGAAAUGUUGCGUUUUCCCGAACCCCUGCCCCCCGUUCCUCCGUCGUCCCCCACAUCUCUACUCAGAAGCAGUCAAGCAGCCUAUCUUUCCGAUUACGAAAAGCAGGAGAUUUUGGAGUUCCCCAAGAUUUACACCAUCGGAGCUCACAGUGAAAAGAACAGAGCGACCCCUGACAUCAGUGUCAACAACUAUGGAUAUGAUGAUGACAGAGGGGACUACACCGUUGUUCCUCAUGAUCACCUGGCUUACCGUUAUGAGAUUAUUGAGGUCCUUGGGAAGGGAUCGUUCGGACAGGUUUUGCACUGCCGCGAUCAUUGCACCGGACUGUCUGUCGCGAUCAAAAUAAUCAGAAACAAGAAACGCUUUCAUCAUCAGGCCUUAGUCGAAAUUAAGAUAUUGGAUAACCUUCGCAAAUGGGAUCCCGAGGAGAAGCAUCAUGUCAUCAAGAUGAACGAACAUUUUUACUUUCGAGACCACCUUUGCAUCGCCAUGGAGCUUCUCAGCAUUAAUCUGUACGAACUCAUUAAGGCCAAUGGUUUUGCCGGCUUUUCAACUGUCCUCAUUCGCCGGUUUACUGUCCAAAUGCUUUCUGCUCUCGCUUUGAUGAGACAUCAUCGUGUUGUUCACUGCGAUCUAAAACCAGAGAACGUCUUGUUGAUGCACCCGGCGAAAAGCAAAUUGAAAGUCAUUGAUUUUGGCAGCAGUUGCUUCGAACACGAGAAGGUCUACACCUAUAUCCAGAGUCGCUUCUAUCGAUCUCCAGAAGUGAUUCUUGGAAUGAAUUAUCACAUGGCUAUCGACAUGUGGAGUCUUGGCUGCAUUCUAGCUGAGCUUUACACCGGUUACCCCAUCUUCCCGGGCGAAAAUGAGCAGGAGCAGCUCUCUUGUAUCAUGGAAGUGCUGGGAGUUCCAGAUAAAGAUCUUAUUGCCCGUAGUUCCCGAAAAAAUUUGUUUUUCGAUCGUACAGGGGCACCACGCCCAGUUGUCAAUUCUCGGGGACGUCGGCGUCGCCCAGGCAGCAAGACGCUCGCGCAAGUAUUACGAUGUGACGAAGAACAUUUCAUCGACUUUAUCUCCAAAUGUUUGCACUGGGAUCCUGAGCGUCGCUUAAAGCCUCAGAAUGCCAUGAGACAUCCGUUCAUCACAGCCGGCCGUCGAAAACUUGUGGCGAGCGGCCUAACGUCAAGCACGUCUCGUACCUUACUCUCCUCUUCACGGUCAACCCGAACUGUCGCUGGGGAAACUCCAAGGCGACCCAUUAUCGGAGCACCAGUACCGCUCGCCGCCCGAGUCGCGUCAUCGAACAGAUCGGGCGCAGGAUCAUCUAUACCAUCAACGCCAACGGGUACCCCGGCCCAUCCCACUAUCCCAUCUAGCGCCUCAAUCACUCACAGAACACCAUACCGGUCGGUUCCUACGAGUGUCAGCAUUCCCCAUCAUUCGUCCCGUACAGUCCUGAAUGGUUAUAUUGUAAGCCCAAUGAUAUGA